AAAUUUUGAUUUUUAAUUAAAGUUGGUGUCUGCAACACUAAUUUUAUCAAAACUUCGGAGAUUGCCGUUUCAGCGACGUUUGACGGAAGAAAUGUAAUAUCGUCAUUGUGACAAUCCAACAUGGACGAUUUUAUUUGUGCAAUAAAAACUUUAUGCGACGACAAAAAUCAUCAGCAAUUAUCUGAACUUUUCAGGAAAAACGGUGAAGCAUUUCUACAGAAUGCAACUCAUAUUGAUCAAGUUGUUGGGGCUUUGGACUUAGAGCAUCACUCGUUUGCAUGCCUUACUUUGCUGGCAAUGAAAGUCAGUUUCUCCAAUUGUGGGGAUUUUGAGUUGUUAUUUGUGCAGAUCCAGCAAUGCAUAAGCAUGUCUCAAGCUGAAGUGAUCCAAUUGCUUAAAAAUCCAUUAUGUGAACUUUGCCAUUACUUAACAUCACAACUGGUCAAUAAAAAGCAGCCAUUGAAAGGAGUACAAAUCCUUAUAACCGCAAUCGUGAAGCUACAAAAAUCCAAGUCACAAUUAACGCCAAUUCAUGCCGAUCUGAUGCAGCUUUGCUUGCUUGCUAAAUGUUUCAAACCAGCUCUUCCUUUUCUGAAUGAAAACAUUGUGGAAAUAAUGAGAGAGGACUGUGUUGAUGAAUCAAGGCAAUUUUUACUUUAUUUCUACUAUGGAGGGAUGAUAUUUACAGCAUUGAAGAAGUUUGACAGAGCCUUGUUUUUUUAUGAAAUUGCUAUCACUACUCCCGCAAGUGACAUCAGUUACAUAAUGCUCAAUGCUUAUAAGAAAUUUAUUCUUGUUUCCCUUAUUGAACAUGCAAAGAUAAUAUCCUUGCCUAAAUACGCACCACAAGUUGUUGCAAAAUAUCUCACGCCAUCAAGCUCAUGUUAUCAUGAACUGGCAAAUGCAUUUUGCUCAAGCAACCCAUCAGGCAUGAACAAUAUUGUAACCAAAUACAGUGAUGAGUUUACUGCGGACACCAAUAUGGGUUUGGUCAAGCAGGUCAUAAAGGCAAUGUAUAAAGUUACAAUUAAAAGACUUACAAAGACGUUUUUGACUCUAUCUCUGCAAGACAUGGCUGCUCGUGUUGGUCUUAAUAACGUGGACGAAGCAGAAAAUUAUGUGUUGAGAAUGAUCGAAGAAGGCGAAAUUUACGCAUCAAUCAAUCAGAAAGAUGGCAUGGUGUCGUUUUACAAUAGUCCAGAGAAAUACAAUGAUCCUAGGAUGUUGAAACAAUUGGACGACCAGAUUAGAGAAUACCAAGAUGUCGACAAUAAACUUUCUGCUAUGGACAAAAGACUCGCACUAAAUCCUAAAUAUAUAAAGAAAACAAGCGCAAUAAGCGGAAGUUUUGAAGACGAAGGUCUAGGAAAGAUGAAAGAUGAUGCAUUUUUAUAAUAGGAUUGUAUACCAUGAAAAUGAAAUGUAACCAAUCAGAUUAAAGAGUUAUGGUUUUGUUUGGAAUGCAAAGGGUGUGUGUUCUAACAGUGAAUAUGUCAACAUUGGCUGUUUUGGAUCGUCGGGCAGAUGAUCAGCGUACCUUCAUGGUCAAAGAACAAAACUUGAACAUAUUUGUGUGAAACAAAAAACUGUGAAAUAUGAAGAUAAUCAUAUUUAAGUAAACUUACAAUGAAAGACGAAACUUUUUGAUUGAAAAAAAUUAUUUUACUAUUAAAUAGUUCAUGUACUUAAAAUAGAGAGACAAACGUAGUUUUUAAUUUAUGAGUUAACAAAAUACUUGAAGAAAAAAUUUUGAAUAACCUGU
This is a messenger RNA of Xenia sp. Carnegie-2017, 1762 nucleotides long. RefSeq names its product COP9 signalosome complex subunit 3-like. Gene Ontology annotation, cellular component: COP9 signalosome. Gene Ontology annotation, biological process: ubiquitin-dependent protein catabolic process. The coding region runs from base 121 to 1395 and encodes 424 amino acids. The transcript is spliced from 15 exons. The record is from RefSeq and is a predicted model, not a curated record. Lineage: Eukaryota; Metazoa; Cnidaria; Anthozoa; Malacalcyonacea; Xeniidae.